Molecule: messenger RNA, 1948 nt
Organism: Aspergillus homomorphus CBS 101889
Lineage: Eukaryota; Fungi; Ascomycota; Eurotiomycetes; Eurotiales; Aspergillaceae
Product: translation initiation factor eIF2B subunit delta
Exons: 2
Coding region: 187-1938 (583 amino acids)
Source: RefSeq, a predicted model, not a curated record
CAACAACCUGAAUCUGAUCCUCAACCCCAACUCCUCCGGUCAAACAUCAAUGCCUGUCGCGCCGGCCGUCAUCCUUUCUUGAAGUAUUCCCUGUUGACGACCCCUCCGAUUCCUUCAGCGCAGACCAACACGUCCUCGCAAUCCCUCGUCUCCGCGACCGCGACGACCACCAUCACGACCGGCGAAAUGACGAGCUCAACUCCGACCGCGCCCUCCCCCUCACCUGCAGCAGCAGCUGCUCCCACCACCACCACCACCACCACCGCCGCCGCCGCCGCCGCCGCCCCUCCUACGACAUCCACUCCUUCCAAGCCCAGCAAGCAGCAACAAUCACAAAAGCCCAAGCCGGCCAGCAAAUCCAAAGAUGCCGCCGCCGGCGGCAGUGGUGCUAGCCCUGCGACCGCAGACGGCGCAACAGCCCAGCUCACGCCCGCCGAGCUGAAAAAGCGAGCCAAAGCCGAGAAGGCAGCGCGACGGGCCCGCGAACGCGCCGAACGGGACUCGGGCGCUGCUCCGGGACCUGCAGGUGGUGCCUCCGCCACGGGGUCCGCUUCCACGAAGAAGGACGGCGGAUCGGCCGCGGGCUCAACCGGCGGGGGAGGAUCGAGAGGACUGCCGCGUCGGGGCUCGGCGCAGAAUACCUCGCAGAACGGUGGCAGUGGGAGUGUCUCUGGUGGAGCUGGUGGCGCCGCGGCCGGCAUGGACAAGAGCGCUGGCGGUGCGGAGGCCAAGAAUAAGAAGACGGAUGAUAAGAAUGUGGCGGUGUUUGGACAUCUUUAUGGUCAGCAGAGACGGACGACGAUCGCUGGGGCUGGUAAGGAGGUGCACCCUGCUGUUUUGGCGCUUGGGUUGCAGAUGAGGGAUUAUGUUGUUUGUGGGAGUAGUGCACGCUGUGUCGCUACGUUGUUGGUUUUCAAGAGGGUCAUCGAUGCGUACACUACGCCCAUGGGAACUUCCCUGCCUCGUCACUUGACUACGCACCUCUCCCACCAAAUCACUUACUUGUCCACAUGCCGUCCGCUGUCGAUCAGUCAGGGUAAUGCGAUCCGUGCCCUCAAGCUGGCCAUCUCGUCCAUCGAUCCCUCCACGCCUGAGGCCGAGGCCAAGGCGUUCCUCGGCGAGUUCAUCGACAGCUUCAUCCGCGAGAAGAUCACCGUGGCCGACCAGGUUAUUGCCGGCAGCGCGGCGCAGAAGAUCCAGGACGGCGAUGUGAUCGUGACGUUCGCGGGCAGCUCGAUCGUGAAGCAGACGCUGCUGUUGGCGCACAAGCAGGGCAAGAAGUUCCGGGUCUCGAUCAUCGACUCGCGGCCGCUGUUCGAGGGCAAGAGCCUGGCCCGCACGCUGGCCAACGCCGGCCUGGACGUGCAGUACUCGCUCAUCCACGGCAUCAGCCACGCCAUCAAGGCCGCCAGCAAGGUGUUCCUGGGCGCGCACGCCAUGACCAGUAACGGGCGGCUGUACUCGCGCGUCGGCACCGCGCUGGUCGCCAUGAGCGCCAAGGAGCGCGCCGGCGGCGUCGAGGUGCCCGUGAUCGUGUGCUGCGAGACCGUCAAGUUCACGGACCGGGUCGCGCUCGACAGCAUCGUCGUCAACGAGAUCGCCGACGCCGACGAGCUGAUCUCCGCCGAGCCCAUGCAGCAGCUGACCGAUCUGCCAGACCCCGCGGCCGCGACUGUCUCCCCCGCGGACGCGAAGAAGGGCGCCAAGUCGGCUGCCGCCGCCGCCGCCGCUGCUGCCAACGCGGCCGCGGAGUCCAACACGGUGGCGCAGAACGUGUCGUCGCCGCUGACCGGGUGGAAGGAGUCGGCCAACCUGCAGCUGCUGAACAUCAUGUACGAUGUCACGCCGGCGGAGUAUGUGGAUAUGGUGGUGACGGAGAUGGGCAGUCUGCCUCCGAGUGCGGUACCUAUUGUGCAUCGGAUGAGCACGAAUUUGUAGUUUGAGACUG